AGUUUUAUCUUAAUAUCCAUCGUACAUGAUUAAACCAAAAUGUCUUAACAAUAUUAUAAGUCAUGAUAAUGAUAAUGAUAUAGUGUUAGAUAGACAACAAGAAGGAAAAUUAUUAAUAGAACAUCAUAUAUCUACAAAAUUACAAUAUGUUGGAUUACAAGUAUGGCGAGGUGCAUUAUUAUUAGCUGAUUAUAUUUUAUCAAAUCCUAGUUUAUUCAAAGAUAAAAUAGUUUUAGAAUUAGGUGCUGGAGUUGGUUUAACCAGUAUAGUAACUAGUUUUUUAGCAGAAGAAGUAAUUUGCACAGAUAUUGAUGUCAAAGGAAUGUUGAAAUUAAUACAUAGAAAUUUUAUACGGAACAAAAAUUAUAUUAAAGCUAAAAUUUAUAUUAAAGAAUUAAAUUUUUUAAAUUUACAAUCAUUUAUAUCUUAUAAGAAAAAAUUAGAUAAAGUAAAUGUUAUUUUAGCUGCAGAUGUAAUUUAUGAUAAAACUAUAACUGAAGGAUUUGUUCAAACAUUAAAUGAACUUUUAAAUUCAGAUAUAUCGAAAGUUAUUUAUAUUGCUUUAGAGAAAAGAUAUGUUUUUACUACAACUGAUAUGAAAACUACUGCACCUAUGUACGAAGAAUUUUUAGGACUUAUUGAAGCAAAACAUUUUAAUUGGCAUAUUGAAUAUAUUAAAAUAGAUUUUCCACAAUAUUUUAAGUAUAAUAGAAUAAAACAGAUGGUUCUCAUGAAAAUAGAAAACAAGUUAAAUAAAUAAUGUAAUUUAAUAUAUAACAUAUAUAACAUAUUCAUGAACAUAAGAGAAAUAUUAAACAGUAAACAUAUAAUUGUAAAAAUCUUGGAUAAAUUUAGAAUAUUAUUAUAAAUUUUCUCUAUUAAUAACUUUAUAAAUGAAAACAAAGUUUUUAUAUUCUUAUUAAUUUUCCAUUAAUUAUAAUAAAAGUAUAUGUAGCAU
Apis florea (little honeybee) is the source of this 958-nucleotide messenger RNA. Its product is annotated as methyltransferase-like protein 22. NCBI's taxonomy places the organism in Eukaryota, Metazoa, Arthropoda, Insecta, Hymenoptera, Apidae. Gene Ontology annotation, molecular function: protein methyltransferase activity. The record is from RefSeq and is a predicted model, not a curated record. Gene Ontology annotation, cellular component: nucleus. Gene Ontology annotation, biological process: protein methylation.